This is a messenger RNA of Oppia nitens, 695 nucleotides long. RefSeq names its product 40S ribosomal protein S14. The transcript is spliced from 5 exons. Gene Ontology annotation, cellular component: ribosome; cytosolic small ribosomal subunit. Gene Ontology annotation, biological process: ribosomal small subunit assembly; maturation of SSU-rRNA from tricistronic rRNA transcript (SSU-rRNA, 5.8S rRNA, LSU-rRNA); translation. Lineage: Eukaryota; Metazoa; Arthropoda; Arachnida; Sarcoptiformes; Oppiidae. The record is from RefSeq and is a predicted model, not a curated record. Bases 144 to 599 code for a protein of 151 amino acids. Gene Ontology annotation, molecular function: structural constituent of ribosome; mRNA 5'-UTR binding; small ribosomal subunit rRNA binding.
UGUGUUGACUUAACUGAUUGUCAGCUAAACAGCACUUCCUUUUGAUGCCCACGUCGUCGACAUUUUGGACGCACUGUUAGUGUAUACACACCACGUGUUACUACAUAUUAUUAUUAAGACCUAUUGGAUCAGUUUGAAAGACAAUGUCCAAACGUAAAGGAAAGCAGACCCAGGAGCAGCCGGUGCUGGCAUUGGGACCGCAGGCACUGGAGGGCGAAAAUGUCUUCGGCGUCGCCCAUAUCUAUGCCUCGUUUAACGAUACGUUCGUACACGUGACCGAUCUGUCCGGACGUGAAACCAUAACUCGCGUUACCGGUGGUAUGAAAGUGAAAGCCGACAGAGACGAGGCCAGUCCCUAUGCGGCUAUGUUGGCCGCCCAGGAUGUGGCCGAAAAGUGCAAGACUAUCGGCAUCAAUGCUCUGCACAUUAAGUUGAGGGCUACGGGAGGCACGAGAACCAAAACUCCCGGACCCGGAGCUCAAAGUGCAUUGAGAGCGUUGGCCCGAUCGGGUAUGAAAAUCGGACGUAUCGAGGACGUAACACCGAUUCCAUCGGACAGUACCCGAAGGAAGGGUGGCCGCAGAGGUAGACGAUUGUAAUCCCAAUACAYACACCGAGWGGACAGAUAGUAUUUCGGGAUAAAGAUCCCCCGAUGAAAUUAAUUUGAUUAAUAAAAUUGACUUUUUAAAUGAAAA